AUGCAUUCCAUAUACUCGAGAGCGAAUGCGUUGUUCGCCUUUAUGCUUUGGGUAUUGGCCGCGGUCACAUUCGCAUGUUUUCUCAGUACCACGUUCUUGGAUUAUUCGACUAAAGUGGAUAUCACUGUUAACAAUCCAAGAGUACGUUCAAUUGCUGACUACUCAUCAUCAUCUGAGAAAGCUGACUUGGGAAUGCUGGACUUCACCAUCUCUGGAGAUUUCACGAAGGCUUUCAAUUGGAAUGUGAAACAGUUGUUUGUAUAUCUCGUGGCAGAGUAUGAGACGCCAGAAAAUGCCCUGAACCAGGUGGUCCUUUGGGAUAAAAUCGUAUUGCGAAGCGAAAGAGUCGUGCUAGAUGAACGUCGUCUUCAAAGCAAAUACUAUUUCUUAGAUGAUGGCACGAACUUGCUCAAUCAUCCCAAUGUUACUCUUGUACUCAGAUACAACGUUGUGCCGAACGCUGGUUAUCUGAGGUUGUCUCAAGCAGAAGGGCAAGCGGUCGUUAAGUUCCCAGCCACAUAUACCACUAAGAAGCAUUAG
This is a messenger RNA of Haemonchus placei, 540 nucleotides long. The record is from the annotation of a GenBank genome assembly. Lineage: Eukaryota; Metazoa; Nematoda; Chromadorea; Rhabditida; Trichostrongylidae.